AGGCAGCUCCGCUGGGAGGCAGGAAGGAAGAGACGCUUUCAGAGGAGUCCCUGUAAACAGACACAACCAUGCCUGAGCCCCAGAAGCCAGAAGCCGAGGGCGACGAGGCUGCAGCACCCCCUGCUGACCAGAAAGAGGAGUCAUCUGAUGAGGAAGCAGGAGAGGAUUCUCAGCAGUCGGGGACGUCCGGUCUGUUUGUCGUGAAGCCGGAGAGCGUCACUGCUACCAAAGGGAGGGACAUUACKUUUGUGGUAAAAGUGGACGCGUCCAGCCUGCCAAGGAAGCCGGGGAUGAAAUGGUUAAAGGGGAAGUGGCUGGACCUGGCGAGCAAAGCUGGAAAACACAUUCAGUUUAAAGAGUCUUAUGACAGAAACACCAAGAUCUACACUUACGAGAUGAGCAUCAUCAAAGUGGUGGACGGAGACGCAGGUGGCUACCGCUGCGAGGUCACCUCCAAAGACAAGUGCGACAGCUGCGCAUUCGAAGUGUGCGUGCAGGCUGCACAGGAGGACCAGCAGGACAACAUCUUGGAGGCUUUUAAGCGAUCCGGGGAUGCAGAUGAGGAUGCUGGUGACCUCGACUUCAGCGUGCUGCUCAAAAAAAGGAAGGAGAAGAAGCCGGAGGAGCCAAGAGAAGAAGUGGAUGUUUGGGAAAUCCUAAAGGCAGCCAAGCCCUGCGACUACGAGAAGAUUGCCUUUCAGUACGGCAUCACAGACCUGAGGGGCAUGCUGAAGAGGCUGAAGAAGAUGAAGGCAGAGCAGAAGAAGAGUGACGCUUUCCUGACCAAGCUGGAUUCGGCGUACUCUGUGGAAAAGGGCAAGAAGAUCCAGCUCACAGUGGAGUUGGCUGACCCCACAGCUUCAGUCAAGUGGUUCAAAAACGGGCAAGAAAUCAAACCGUCAGCCAAGUAUGUGUUCGAGAGCGUGGGCAACAAGCGGUCACUCACCAUCAACAAGUGCAACCUGUCGGAUGACGCGGCAUACGAGUGCGUGGUCGGGGAGGAGAAGUGCUUCACGGAGGUUUUUGUCAAAGACCCUCCGGUCACCAUCACCAAGCCCCUGGAUGAUGUUCACACUGUGGUGGGGGAGAAGGUGGAGUUUGAGGUGGAGGUGUCAGAAGAAGGAGCCAARGUUAAAUGGAUGAAGGACGGGGUGGAGCUGAACAGAGACACGGCAGGUUCAAAGUACAGGUUGAAAAAAGACGGAAUGAAGCACAUUUUGAUCAUAAAUGAAGCCACGAAGGAGGACAUCGGGACGUACUACGCCUUCACCAACGGAGGGGAGUCCAAGGCGGAACUGGAGGUUGAAGAUAAGGAGCUGGAGAUCCUGCAGAGCAUGGCRGACCUGACGGUGAAGGCAGCGGAGCAGGCUGUGUUCAAGUGCGAGGUGUCCGAUGAAAACGUGACGGGAAAAUGGUUCAAGGACGGCGUCGAGGUCCAGACCAGCGACCGGAUCAAGAUCGCCCAUAUCGGAAGGACCCACAAGCUGACGAUUGAUGACGUGACGCCGUCAGAUGCAGGAGAUUAUACGUUUGUCCCAGACGGUUACGCCCUGACUCUUUCUGCAAAGCUUCACUUCCUGGAGAUCAAGAUUGAAUAUGUUCCCAAAGAAGAUCCUCCCAAAAUUCACAUGGACACCGGCAGCGGAGGCACGAACACCAUCACAGUGGUGGCUGGAAACAAGCUCCGUUUUGACGUGGAGAUCACAGGAGAGCCAGCUCCCGACGUGUGCUGGAUGAAAGGAGAUCAGGUGGUUUCUGAGGCUGAGGGACGGGUCCGCGUGGAGAAGGAUAAGACCCUGUGCAGCUUCAUGAUCGACGGGGCGUUGAGAGAAGAUGAGGGGAUCUAUACCAUCAGCGUGACCAACCCUGCAGGCGAGGACAAGGCUGAACUCUUCGUCAAGAUUGUGGAUGUGCCCAACUCCCCGGGGAAUGCAAAGUGCACAUCAGUUGGCGAGGACUCUGCCGUGAUCACAUGGGACCCUCCCUCGUUCGACGGUGGCGUUCCUGUUAAAGGGUAUCUGAUGGAGAGGAGGAAAGUCGGCUCAUCCAGGUGGACCAAGCUGAACUUUGACGUUCACGAGUCCACCACGUACGAGGCGAAGAAGAUGAUUGAAGGUGUGCUUUAUGAAAUGAGGGUGUUCGCAGUCAACGGCAUCGGCGUGUCUCAGCCCAGCGCAACCACCGAGCCCUUCAUGCCCAUCGCCCCCACCAGCGAGCCCACUCGUCUCGUGGUGGAAGACGUGACAGACACGACCUGCGCGCUCAAGUGGCGACCUCCAGAAAAAAUUGGAGCGGGCGGCAUUGAUGGCUACAUCAUCGAGUACUGCAAAGAUGGAGGAGACCAGUGGAUUCAGGUCAACGAGAAGCCGGUGGAACAGAACCAGUUCCGGGUCAAAGGUCUCCCAGUGGGGGAGAAGAUGCUGUUCAGAGUGGUGGCCAUAAACAUCGCGGGRCGCAGCCCCCCCGCCACUCUGUCUCAGGCCGUCACCAUCAGGGAGGUCGUGGAGAACCCAAGGAUUCGUCUUCCUCGAAACCUGAGAACAAAACUCAUCACUCUUGUGGGCGAGAAGGUGAACCUGGUCAUCCCGUUCCAGAGAAACCCGGCCCGCCCAUCAACGUGCGUGUCACAGACGUCUGGGGCUUCAACGCUGCGCUGGAGUGGAAGCCGCCCAAAGAUGAUGGCAACUGUGAGAUUAUCGGCUACACCGUGCAGAAACGUGACACGAAGACGAAGGAGUGGUUCACGGUGCACGAGCACAACCGCCGGCCCAGCUGCACCGUGUCAGACCUGAUCAUGGGGAACGAGUACUCCUUUCAGGUGUUCAGCGAAAACAUCUGUGGCCUGAGCAACGACCCUGGAAUCAGCAAGAACACCGCRGUGGUUCUGAAAACAGGCCUGAUGUAUAAUCCUAAAGCCUUCAAAGAGACGGACAUGAGUCGUUCCCCCAAAUUCAUAGCUCCUCUGGUGGACCGAAGCGUGGUCGCAGGCUACACUGCAGCCAUCAGCUGUGCUGUUCGUGGAAACCCAAAGUUCACCAAGAGAAAGGAGAAGAGGCGAAGAAAUGAGUGAAACAGCCGAGGAAGUGGCUGAACAGUAAUGGGUUAUGUAGAACGGGGCAGCCAUGAAUAAAUAUGAUCAGAGGAGAUGACUGCUGAGGCUCCACAUAUGCUUGACGAAUCAGUGAUGUGCCAUAAAUUCUUGCAGCGAGCUGCUGCCUCGUUGCAUCCGUCCUGCAUGUAGACGGACCCCCCCCCCCCUGCUGUGACCACACACAGACCGGCCCGUCCCAUCUGUGAAGUGGACCUGUCACUGAACACASUUAUAAAGCAGCCUCCUGUCCAUUACCA
This is a messenger RNA of Austrofundulus limnaeus, 3348 nucleotides long. It is a transcript of the gene mybpc2a, whose product is annotated as myosin binding protein Ca. NCBI's taxonomy places the organism in Eukaryota, Metazoa, Chordata, Actinopteri, Cyprinodontiformes, Rivulidae. The record is from RefSeq and is a predicted model, not a curated record. Gene Ontology annotation, molecular function: protein binding. Gene Ontology annotation, biological process: sarcomere organization. Gene Ontology annotation, cellular component: M band.